This is a messenger RNA of Brachypodium distachyon (stiff brome), 384 nucleotides long. RefSeq lists its product as uncharacterized. The transcript has a single exon. Gene Ontology annotation, molecular function: acyltransferase activity, transferring groups other than amino-acyl groups. The record is from RefSeq and is a predicted model, not a curated record. The coding region runs from base 1 to 384 and encodes 127 amino acids. Lineage: Eukaryota; Viridiplantae; Streptophyta; Magnoliopsida; Poales; Poaceae.
AUGGCGAUUUGGGGGGAGCGAGAGGAGGGCCGCAGGGAGCACGGGGUCGACGGCCGCAGCCAGAAAAUGGAGCUAGCCCAAGGAGGAAGAGCGCAGCCCACGAAGCCGGCCGCGGAGGUGACCCUCCGGCCGUUCACCCUGGCCGACGUGGACGCGAUGAUGGCGUGGGCGUCGGUCCCGAUGGUGACCGCGCCCUGUCGCUGGGAGCCCUACAACUCCACGGAGCCCCUGCUCGCCUUCCUAAAGGACACCAUGCUCCUGCACCCCUGGUUCCACGCCAUCUGCCUCGUCUCCGGCGACGGCGAUGGCCGCCCAGUGGGCGCGCUGUCCAUGUCCCCGAUGGAGGACGCGUGGCAUGCAGAGCUGGGCUACGUGCUAGUAUGA